ACCCUAUGCUAUGCCCGUUCGUUGGUUAAAGCCCAAGUAAUGAUAUGUUUGGUGGUGAUAAAUAUAUUAAUCAUAUGUUUCCUUCUUGCAUUAGUUCAGAAGAGUGGGAGGGAAGAGGGAACAUAUUCUUGCCGCAACAAACAAGUUAAUAAUCGUUGCGAAGCCGAGGGCGGGGUCGUGGGAAUGGUGCUCUUGGAGGGCCUCGUCCUGCUGGGGCUGCGUAUGCAAUGGAGGUGUCUUCUCCAUCUCCUGCAUCCAUCACUACAGCUGAUGUCCGCCGCCUGGUACAUGGGGCUUUGAAGGAGUCUCUUCCGUCCGCUCUCACAUCUGCUUUUGCUACGAGACACGAGGACGGGGAAGGAACUCGGGAGAGGGAGUAAAUGUGGCCGAACCUUCAUGCUUGAUCACUACUCUUGUUCGAAGGAAGCUGGUGAUCGUGUGCAUGGGAAGCAUGCGAAGAAUAGUCACAAUAAUAGUCAUAAUAAUGAUAGGAGUGGUUUUUUCCAUGGUUGUCACUUAAACAUAUUUGGAUUUUCGGUAACAUUGUCGGAUUGGGAUUUAUGGCAUUUUAGAUUGGGGCAUCCUAAUUUUGUGUUCAUUGUUUGCAAGCUAAAAUGUCAUAGAUUUCGUUCUCGCCUAGUACAACAGUUUAUUCCGAACCAUUUGAUAUCGUGCAUAUUGAUC
Messenger RNA from Linum tenue, 684 nucleotides. NCBI's taxonomy places the organism in Eukaryota, Viridiplantae, Streptophyta, Magnoliopsida, Malpighiales, Linaceae. The record is from the annotation of a GenBank genome assembly.